Messenger RNA from Salarias fasciatus (jewelled blenny), 783 nucleotides. RefSeq names its product adenylate kinase 5, like (gene ak5l). Gene Ontology annotation, molecular function: nucleobase-containing compound kinase activity; ATP binding. NCBI's taxonomy places the organism in Eukaryota, Metazoa, Chordata, Actinopteri, Blenniiformes, Blenniidae. Gene Ontology annotation, biological process: nucleobase-containing compound metabolic process. The coding region runs from base 1 to 783 and encodes 260 amino acids. The transcript has 6 exons. The record is from RefSeq and is a predicted model, not a curated record.
AUGACUAAACUAGAGCUCCAGCAGCUCAUCAGCCUCCACCCCUGGCUGUGGGCGGAGCCAGAGCUGCACCGGGUCUGCAGGGGGGGGCUGGAGAUGGAGCUUCACUCUCAGCUCUCCAUCGAUUCAGACUCCGAUAUGACCGAAAGCUUCGGACUCCGACAGGAAGUCAGCGUUGUGGAUCCUGGGAGGCCACGCCCCCUCAUCGUCUUCCUCAUCGGCGGACCGGGCAGCGGGAAGGGGGGUCAGGCGGCGAGGCUGGGCCCGGCCCUGGGUCUGGACAGCGUCUCGCUGGACGACCUGCUGAGGACGCGGCUGCUCGGGGGGACGUCCCCCAGCAGGAGGUGGGAGCUCGUCUCUCGCCUGAUGAGCCACGGAGAGCUGGGCCCCCAGGAGGACACGGUGUCUGAGCUGAGGGGACGUCUGGCCGCUCAGCAGGGGGUCAGGGGCUUCGUGGUGGAUGGGUUCCCUCGAGACGUCCAUCAGGCUCUGAGCUUCCAGGAGCAGGUGGGCCGCCCGGACCUGGUGCUGCUGCUGCUCUGCUCCGACCAGACGCUGCGCUGCCGCCUGCAGCGCCGCGCCGCCACGCUCGGUCUCCUAGGAGACGGUGGACACGCCCUCCAGAGAUGCCUGGACACCUUUCACAGGGACAUCGUGUCCAUCGUCAGAUACUACAACCAGCUGCACCUCCUCACACAGGUGGACGCUGACCGAGACGAGGACGUCGUCUUUGCUGAUCUGAGUUCAGUGAUCAAAGAAAAACUUUUCGAAGCGAGAAAAGACUGA